Oryza brachyantha (malo sina) is the source of this 2414-nucleotide messenger RNA. RefSeq names its product scarecrow-like protein 8. Lineage: Eukaryota; Viridiplantae; Streptophyta; Magnoliopsida; Poales; Poaceae. Bases 317 to 2215 code for a protein of 632 amino acids. Gene Ontology annotation, biological process: regulation of DNA-templated transcription. The record is from RefSeq and is a predicted model, not a curated record. The transcript has a single exon. Gene Ontology annotation, cellular component: nucleus. Gene Ontology annotation, molecular function: DNA-binding transcription factor activity; sequence-specific DNA binding.
GUGGGAGUGGCGGUGUCGGGUCCGAAACGAAACGGCGGGUUUUCUUUCUUUCUCUUUCCUUUUUUUUCUUUUUUUCUUUUUUUUGCUUCGGAAGCGUAUAAUAACAGCAUAUGGGUGAGGGCGUUUUAUUAGCGCAAGCAAUUGAAUGGCACCGGUUUUUAGCUGGAGGCUGCAGCCAUAGCAUUUGGAGCUAGCCUAGCGGUAUUCCUCCCCCACCUCCACCUCCUCCUCCUCCUGCUCCUCGGUAGAUUCGUCUCGUCGUCGCCGCCGCCUCGCUCCUCCGUCCCUCACUUCCUUGCAGCCCCUGCGCGCCUGCAUGGAGCCGUGGCGCGAUCCGCAUCAUCAGACGUACCCGUAUGGCGGCGUCGUCAGAUCGGCGGUGCAGGUGACGAUGCAGCAGCGGUCCGACGCGGCCGCGGCCGCUGCCGGCGGGGUGCUCAAGAGGAGCCUCGGCGACAUGGAGAGGUGGCAGCAUCAGCAGCAGCAGCAGCGACAGCUCGCGUUGCAGCAGCAGCUGUUCAUGCGUACCGUGAGGCAGCGCACGGCCGCGGCGUCGGCGGCCGUCUCGCCGCUAACCUCGGCGGAUAUCGCGGCUGUUCUAGGCGGGCCCCCGUCCCAGCCUCUGGUUCUGUCCGGGUCCAGCAUGGGAGGGACCCUAGGAUCACCGUCGUCGACGCUGUCGUCCCUCACCACCGCGUCCAGGGCGAUGGCGAUGCCGCUGACGCAACCACAGCUGCAUCUGCAGCGGCAGCACGUGACGUACACGCCUUCGCCGCAGGUGCAGGUCCUUGGAACGGCGAGGGCCCUGGCACCGCCGGCGGCGGCAAGCGACAUGUCCAUCCUGCAGGAGCUCGAGAAGCAGCUACUUGGAGACGACGACGAGGUGGAGGCGGCGAUGAGCGGUACCGGCUCCGCGGUUACCGGGUCCGAGUGGGAGGAGCAACUCAACUCCAUCACCACCGCGCCGUCGCCCCCGCUUCCUGCGGCGAUGACCCCAAACAACAACAACAACAACGCCGUGGGCAUGACGCGGUCGCCCUCGAAUUCGUCCACCUCCACGGCGUCUUCCUCGGCCUCCUGCUCACCGCCGACCUCGGCCACGACUUCACGGCAACUACUUUCGGAAGCGGCGACUGCCAUCGCCGACGGCCACCUUGAAACGGCGGCCACUCAUUUGGCCGCCCUCAAGCGCGCGGCCAACUCACGGGGCGACGUGGAGCAGCGGCUGGUUGCAAUGAUGGUGCCGGCCUUGUCCUCCCGCAUUGUUCAGACGGCCUCAGUCCCGUCGCAACACGUCCCGGACCUCUGUGGUGCCGAGCAGCGCACCGGGUCCCAACUCCUCCACGACAUCUCUCCGUGCUUCCGUCUCGGCCUGCAAGCGGCAAACUUGGCCAUCGUGGACGCCAUCGGCGACCACCGCGCCAUACACCUGGUGGACUUCGACGUCAGUGCCCCGCAACACGCCGACCUCAUCAGGUGCCUCGCUGCACGCCGCCUGCCUGGAACCUCCCUGAAGGUCACCGCCGUCACCGAUCCCUCCUCACCAUUCACGCAGUCUCUGAAAACCACGCUCCCCGCCGCCGGGGAGCAGCUUCAGAAGAUUGCGGAGCGAGCCGGCAUAGAUUACCGGUUCAAAAUGGUCAGCUGCAGAGCAGCGGAGAUAGAAGCAUCCAAGCUGGGCUGCGAGGCUGGGGAGGCGCUGGCUGUCAACCUGGCCUUCGCGCUCUCCCACGUCCCCGACGAGAGCGUCUCGCCGGCGAACCCGCGCGACGAGAUCCUCCGGCGAGUACGCGCCCUCGGCCCGCAGGUCGUGGCCCUCGUGGAGCAGGAGCUGAACUCCAACACAGCCCCGCUGACCACGCGCUUCGCCGACGCCUGCGCGCACUACGGGGCAAUCCUGGAGUCGCUGGACGUCACGUUCCCCCGGGAGAGCGCCGAGAGGGCGCGAGCGGAGGCGGCGCUGGCCGGCAGGGCAGCGAACGCGGUGGGCAGGGAGGGCCCCGAGCGGCUGGAGCGGUGCGAGGUGUUCGGCAAGUGGCGCGCCCGGUUCGGCAUGGCGGGGUUCCGGCCGGUGGCGCUCGGCCCGGGGAUUGCUGACCAGGUCUUGGCCCGGCAGGGCCCCGUCGUGGCCGGGUUCGCCGUCAAGGCGGAGAACGGCGUGCUCCGGCUCGGAUGGAUGGGGCGCGUGGUCACCGUCGCCUCCGCCUGGCGUUAGACCGUGGAGGCCGCGACAUUAUCGCCGUCACCAAACCGGUCGCUUAAUUAAUUCACGCUCUUUUUCUUUUUCUUUCUCUAUUCUCAUUUCCCAUUGGUGCGUGUUGAGUUUGGUAUUGAUCUGGUAAAGCUUAAUUAGUUGUAGCGACUCAUAAUUCUUGGUAGCUAAUGCUAUAUGGAAAGAGUAAAUUAUAUGACAA